AUGGAAUUUUUUAUUAGAAUUUUAACAAUAACACCAAUUAAUGAAAAUAGAUUUAAUUUAUUGAAUGAUUAUUGGCAAAUGUUAUUAGAAAAUCAUCAGUUUUUAAAUAAUCAUUUUAUUGAAACAGGAGUAUAUAAUAAUUUAAUAAUCAAUAAAGAUACGUUUGAAAGUGAAGGCAGAUUAGAACAAAUUCAAUUUUAUACUCUAGUACAUCCAAUAAUUUGCAAAAACUGUAUCAGAAACAUUAGCUCAUAA
Messenger RNA from Dictyostelium discoideum AX4, 255 nucleotides. RefSeq lists its product as hypothetical. The coding region runs from base 1 to 255 and encodes 84 amino acids. NCBI's taxonomy places the organism in Eukaryota, Evosea, Eumycetozoa, Dictyosteliales, Dictyosteliaceae. The record is from RefSeq and is a predicted model, not a curated record. The transcript is spliced from 3 exons.